Messenger RNA from Caenorhabditis angaria, 1255 nucleotides. The record is from the annotation of a GenBank genome assembly. Lineage: Eukaryota; Metazoa; Nematoda; Chromadorea; Rhabditida; Rhabditidae.
AUGUUAGAAGAGGCAGAUUAUAUGCUUUUCGAAUUCGGCAUGCGCCAUCUUAUUCUUCUUCUUUUUUUCGCUGUUUUGAUAACAGGUGACGUAAUUUAUUAAUUUUUUAAAAUGUUUGAAAUUAUUUUUGAAAAUUCAUUUCAGAGUCUCGAAAUUUUGAGAAGAAAAUUUGGAAGAAACGAACUAUCACUUGGAAAUUCGAUGAUCCUUUUGAAUUAUUGUCUCAAAGGCAGAAAAAUAUUGUGAGGUAAGUGACCUAUGACGUGGCACUUGAGCCAAAUUUUUUCAGCGAAUUAGCUGAAAACGCUUUCGAUGAGUGGAAAUAUGCUUUGGAAGGUCUAUUAAAAAUCAAAAAAUUGGAGGAAAAUUCAAAAAUUCCAGCUGAUAUUAAUAUCAAUUUUGCCAAGAAAAAUCAUUCGUGUAUUGAGGUGAGGGAAUAUUUUUGAGACAUCAAAAUCUUUGAAAUUUUUCACAAAAUUAAAACUCUAAACCCACCUUUUCUCGUUGUUUAUUGAUGGUUUUGAACGGCUCCGUUUUGUGGGUUUUUGUUGUAAACUGCGCUUGUCCAAUCUGAAAAUAACUUAAUUAAUUAAUUAAUCAAUUUCUAGUCAUUUGAUGGUCGUGGCGGUGUUGUUGCUCAUUCAACAUAUCCAACAAAUGGUAUUUUACAUUUGGAUGCUGAUGAAUUAUGGCAUACUGGAGAUCAGACAAAAGGCGAAGUGGAUUUGAGAUAUGUGGGUUUUUUUUUUCUGAAUUUUGAAAAGGCUCCCAGAAUCGUGUUUUCAAAAUUGAUACAAUUCUCAAUUUUCAAGCUUCUAACCUAUUCUUGACUUACAGUAAAUUCAGAUCCAACAAUUUUCAGUCAAUUUCUUUUCUCAUGAUUUCACAAAAUGAAUAAGAUAAAUUUUUUUAAACGUGGUUUUUUUGGAAAAAUCAUAAAGUUCACGUCUCAAAAAUAACCUGAUUAAAAACAUUUUUUAAAAAUUUUUUUUGAGAUUACUUAUUUCAAGGGUCUGAAAAACCUCUUCUAAAAAUAAAUUUAUUGAUUUUUUUCAGAGAAAAAUAAAAUUUUCAGUAUUUUCUCACAAAUUUCAAUUUGCAGGUUCUAAUCCACGAAAUCGGUCACGUUUUGGGUCUUCGACAUUCUCGUCGCAAAAAUUCGGUGAUGCGUCGGAAUUAUCGAAAAUCCACCAAAUCAUUCAAAUUAUCAAAAUACGAUGUACGAGCAAUUAGAAAGCUUUACACUUUUAAUUAA